This is a messenger RNA of Salpingoeca rosetta, 1190 nucleotides long. RefSeq lists its product as uncharacterized. The transcript has 8 exons. Bases 162 to 1190 code for a protein of 342 amino acids. The record is from RefSeq and is a predicted model, not a curated record. Lineage: Eukaryota; Choanoflagellata; Craspedida; Salpingoecidae.
GGUUGGUUUUGGUUUUUUUGCAUGUCAUCAAGGAGACGAAAGCAACAACACUGCUUACUUUGCUUGCUUCACAUCACUUCUUGCUGUGUUGCUGUGUGCUUCCAUCCAUCCAUCCAUCCAUCAAACCAACCUACCCAUCAGUCUUCGUGCACCCUCCCGACAUGACCAAAGGCCACCAUACAGGAGAGGCAGCGGAAGAGGCUGCCGUUGAUCCCGUGAAGAUGCCGCUGUCCCCGAUGCCAGUGGACCAAGAGCACCAGCUGCAGCGUGAAAAGCACGGGCACGGGCACGGGCACGGGCGCGGCAAGGCGUCCCACCCGCCAUCGUCGUCUCCACGAAAGAUUGCGGGAAGCUUUGAGCGUGGCGACCUCAAGGAUGCGCCCAGUGACAUUGACACUGACAAGUGGAGCUUCCUCUUUGCCCAAGACGUGCAGCAGCACCCAGCGAGCUGGCCAAGCACGGACGUCGCCAUGACCAGAUUCAACGAAGACGGCUACAUCACCAUGGACUCGUUCUUGUCCAAGGAAGGGGUGCGCUACCUUCAAGACCAGGUGGGCCAGCUUGUUCGUGAGAAGUCCAGCAAGGUUCACUUGGAGUGGAUCAUGAGCCCACACCAGUUCCUCCCGCCCAAGGACAACUGGGUCUGGCCCAUUGCCACCAACCCCAUCAUCACUUCCUUCGUCACCAAACUGCUGGGUGAUCCUGUUGUGCUGUUCUCCGCGCAGCUUGCCAUCAAGCAGCCACACAGCGGCACGCACGUGCCAUGGCAUCAGGACGGCGACAACUGCUGCACCGUCUGGAUCCCACUCGAUCGUGUGGAUGCCCGCAAUGGGUCUCUGCAGGUGCAGCCCCACCUCCACAAGAAGUACGUGAAAACGAUUGUGCUGCCUGCUGGUGGGCUUGAGAUCCACCACAGCUGCACGCCGCACUCGUCGCCGCCAAACACAUCCGCACGCCCGCGUCGCGUCCUCAUUCUCCGCUUCCAGGCCGUCACGGAACCCAUCGUCGGGGGCCCUGUUGAGCACUUGCGGACGGGUGAAACGCACGAGAAGCUCAACUAUCUCAUCCGCGUGAACAGACGCGACGCAACAGCGGCUGCUGCUGCUGACGACGACGACGAUGAUGUGAUUGAGAAUGGCGGUCCGCUCGCCGCGAAGAAGCCAAAAACUUCCACCAAACAUGCGCAGUAG